Molecule: messenger RNA, 1416 nt
Organism: Melitaea cinxia (Glanville fritillary)
Lineage: Eukaryota; Metazoa; Arthropoda; Insecta; Lepidoptera; Nymphalidae
Product: solute carrier organic anion transporter family member 1C1-like
Exons: 10
Coding region: 1-1416 (471 amino acids)
Biological process (GO): sodium-independent organic anion transport; transmembrane transport
Cellular component (GO): membrane
Molecular function (GO): protein binding
Source: RefSeq, a predicted model, not a curated record
AUGGUCAGCUAUGUGUCACCGUGCCAAGCUGGUUGCCGUGAAUCACAAGAAAUAAAUGGGAUCCAAGUGUACUCGAACUGCACGUGUGCGGGAGGUGGACGCGUGUUGGAGCGCGCGUGCGGCGACGAGCCGUGUCGGAACGCGAGCUUGAUGCACGGCCUGAUGUUCUACAUGCUCUUCAUGGUCGGAAUUUUAACGCUGCAAGGUCAGGGCGUGCUGUUACUGAAAAUCGUGGACCCUCGCGAUAAGUCCGUGGCGCAAGGCUUGGCUUUUUCUUUCGUCGCUAUCUUGACCUUCGUCGUGGGCCACACAAUUUUCUAUGGACUUCAAAGUGUUUUGCUAAUAUCUAGAAUAUUCCCACUUGUCCUGGGACACAAAGUAUUGACUGACGCGGUGGAAAAUAAUAUGAUCCUUCAAACCGUUGCUCUGUCUAUGGGUUCGUUGUCGAGUUUAGUACAGCUACCUUGCGUUUUAUCGAACAAAGCGCCUGAAGUGAAUGGAUUGCAGAUGGAAGAAUUACCUCUAACAAAUCGUGGUUUAUGGACAAGUAUUAGACGUGUAUUGUAUAACCCAAUAGCAAUAACCCAAAUAUUGGCAAUGGGACUUGUAACGGCCUCUCUAUGGGGAUACGGAUACUAUGAGCUUGAUAUCAUUAAGUAUGCCGGCACUGUUUUUUCAGCCCCUAUACUCAUGGAGUUUUCUAAAUUAAAAGCACUCAAGCAGGCAGCGAUAAUGAGUGUGCUUAUGUUCGUGUUUUACAUAUUAAUAAUAACCGUUCCUAGGUGUGACACAGGAAACGUCGUAGGAGUUGGGAAAAAUUAUUACGGACACCCGGAAUGCAGUCUUGCUUGCCAUUGUAAGCCUCAAUGGGACGAGUUCAAGCCGGUGUGUGCAGUAGACAAUAUGGUGGGCUACGUUUCGCCAUGUCAAGCUGGUUGUCGUGAAUCACAAAAAAUUAACGGGAUACAAGUGUACUCGAACUGCACGUGUGCGCGAGGUGGACGCGUGUUGGAGCGCGCGUGCGGCGACGAGCCUUGUCGGAAAGCCCAUCUGCUGCAUGGCUUGAUGUACAACAUGCUCGUCGCAUUCGCAAUUUUAGUGCUUCAAGCGCAGGGCGUGCUCUUGCUGAAAGUCGUGGAUCCUCGUGAUAAGUCUGUGGCGUUGGGCUUGGCUUGUUCUUUUGUCGCCAUCAUGACCUUUGCUGUGGGACACGCAAUUUUCUAUGGACUUUAUGUACGCACUUGCCGUUGGUUCCAAGGGAAUAAGUGUCAUCUACAGAGCGAAGCUUUUCCUUAUCUUAUUGGCGCCACGUGUGCGUUCCUCAUCCUGACAUCAAUUUUUACUACUGUUACAUCUUGGCAUUUUAUCAAACUAUCAAAUAAGGAUAGAAAUGAAGUUUUUGAAACAAGAUUAUGA